Monoraphidium neglectum is the source of this 564-nucleotide messenger RNA. RefSeq lists its product as hypothetical. The transcript has 3 exons. The record is from RefSeq and is a predicted model, not a curated record. Lineage: Eukaryota; Viridiplantae; Chlorophyta; Chlorophyceae; Sphaeropleales; Selenastraceae. The coding region runs from base 1 to 564 and encodes 187 amino acids.
AUGAAGCAGGAGAGAGACAAGAAGGCGGCUCGAAGGGAACUGAUCGAGACGGAGCUGCAGCUGAAGGACAAGGAGCUGGAGCUGGCCAAGAUGGACAAAGAUCUAGUGCUGGCCAGGAAGGACCUGUUCAUCGUGACGGCGGAACUCAUGUUUACGCGGGGCACACUGCACAUGCGAGGCUUGCUGGAGUAUGCGGAGGCCAGGCUGAGCGGCGGGCGUGACGCGGCCUUUACGUCGCGCAAGGCCAAGUGGCUGCACAUCCUGCGCGAGCACCCCCAGCUGAUGGCGUCCCUGGCGCGGCACACGCGCGGCAGCAGCGCAGAGGCAGUCGCUGUCGAGGUGGUGGACCUGUACAAGCAGCUGUUGAAGCACGUCCACAUCAAGGACUGGCAGCAGAGCCGCAUGGCGGUGGACAUCGCGGAGGGCCCCAUCAGCCGUCAGCAGACGCUGCUGCUGGCCCGCGUGGCUGAGGCCAUGUCGGUGCCGUUCAAGCUGCAUUACAGGAACGCCAGCGCACGGCAUGCCGACAAUGGGGCCGGUUCUGCAUCCGAUGGCGAGCAAUGA